This is a messenger RNA of Aplysia californica (California sea hare), 3197 nucleotides long. Its product is annotated as selenoprotein N. NCBI's taxonomy places the organism in Eukaryota, Metazoa, Mollusca, Gastropoda, Aplysiida, Aplysiidae. The record is from RefSeq and is a predicted model, not a curated record. Gene Ontology annotation, biological process: skeletal muscle fiber development; calcium ion homeostasis. The transcript has 11 exons. Gene Ontology annotation, cellular component: endoplasmic reticulum membrane.
CCGAACGCGAUUCUCAAAACAAUCUGGGAAUGGCUCACGAUCAAAACAAUGCAGACUGCGGCAGACUGCCAAAGAUCUAUUGUCUGCCGAUGUUAUCUCUGUCUCGGACUGAUUGAUUGUGACAGUGAUUGUGUAGCCCUGUGGCAUCCAAGGACCAAGUCCAAGGCGCUGGCAUCCCAUUGGGAAGAUCUGCCGGAGGAGACGAGGGCAGAGUGGAGAUAAUUUUACGUGUAGCCUGACAUUAUGUGAAGACAACAUAAAUCCAUAUAUAUGAAGUUUGGAGAACAAAAUGGCAAAACCUGGGAGGAAGCAAUCCUCAACAACAGAAGGAAAGAUGUCUAAAAAGAAACUGUUGAAUGGAGAACUGGGCAGCAAUGGGGAACCUGUACAGCACGAAGUGACUACCAGAGCAGAUUCCACCAAUUAUGCAACUAGAGGGGCAAUAACCCUUGUUGUACCCAGAUGGUUGUACUGCUACAUGCCGAUCGCUGUGGGUGUACUGGCUGUGGUGUCAUCGUCAUUUGUCUCUCGGUACCAUCAACAUGUCCUGGAAGACCAAUUGUUGAAGAAGACGGACACACUUGGGUUGGAGGCUGUGGAUGUUUUUGUGGAUCUGGAUAAGGAUGGAGACUUUCAUUUGAGUCUAGAAGAAGCUGAGCCACUUCUGCUCCAUUUUGUGGAUCAGGCCCAGGGAAAGCCCACAGUGUUUAGCUCUGAUGUGAUCCCAGGAGAGGAUGUGGUCUCUGUAGUGGCCAGGUUCACUCCUUUGAAUACAAGCACAAUGACUAAAGACUUUGAGAACGAUUUUCAGAACAACGAAUCUUUCCAUGGUUUGUUCCACUGGUUGUCACCUCACACGCCGGUCAAGGACUUUGGUGUUUCCAGAUUCAGGGACUUACUGCCUGAUGACUUAGAGAACAUUCCAGUGCCAGGAACUGUCUACUCCCUGGUGGAGGCACCUCAUGGACUCCUAGGCUCUCCCCAUCUGCCCAGCAAUCGCUACUAUCCACCGAGAGCUGUAGGGCGGGAAAUCAGUGUGCAGCAUCUGCUGGCCAUGUUCCACCCACAAGCAUUUGUGACCAUGCGGUUCCCGCCCCAGGGCGUGCUGGCCUGUGUCAGGGCCAUAAGUCAGAGUCACAUUGCUGUUGCCUUCAGGAUGCAUUCUGAGUUUCAGUUAAAUGAACCUCCACUGCUUCCCUUCUGGUUUACACCCUCCCAGUUCGCGGGUUCCCUGGUGAUGUCCCGCGACGGGAGCAGAGUGGAACACUUACACUUGUUUGUUCCCACGGACAGACGCUUGAAUGUUGAUAUGGAAUGGCUGAACGACAAAGAUGACCCUGAGAGCAUGGAGGUGGACAUAGGCUACAUGCCUUUGAUGGAGCUGAGCAGUGCGGGACCCUCCAGGCCAAAAGCCUACAUGGAGGAGGCCCAACAAGUUGAGGAGUUCUCCUGGGAUGACAUCGCAUGGGAGCAGGAGAUCUCAGAACAAGAGGCGAGGGACGCCCUGGAACUGAAGCUGUUCCCGUUUAAACAGGUGAAGUAUCACAACCUCUCGGAGGCAUUCACGGUGGCCCAGGCAGAGUCCAAGCUUGUCCACUGCAUCGUCCUGUGGGGAGCGCUGGACGACCAGAGCUGCUGAGGGUCAGCCCGGACCUUGAGGGAGUCUGCUCUCCAGGGUCCAAAGGUCAUGGCUCUACUGCAUCAGCGCUUCGUCAGCUCCUGGACUCUCCUGGUUGACUUGAAGGCGCAUGCGGCAGACACCAGCCUCCCAUUCUCAUUCAUUGCUCAAUCAUUUCUCGACAUUUAUGAAUUCCCUGUGACGAUGUUGGUGGCGCGCGGUAAUGGUGAGGUUGUUCACCAGCUCAAUGCUAACACACUCCUGGACAUGGAGCACAGCCUUAUGGAACACGGCUUGUCAGAUCCAUCUGAACAUAAUUAUCUCCAGUUCCUGAAGGAAGGAAUCCGUGUGGCUGAGGAGACAGCAUCAUAAUUCUAGUUUCCCUGGGUGGAAGAAAAAAAGAAGGCAGCUUUAUGAUAAUUAUUAUCUGCGAAUUUAUUGUGUUACUCUGAGAACCUCCAACAAAGUAAGGUCUCAGUUUUUCAGAGCAGUCAUGGAAGUGUUUUGGAUUGUCUGUGUGCUUUUGCAUGAGUGAGAAAGUUUUGGUUGUGGAAGAUUAUGAUGGUAUUUAAUUCUUUUAUGGCUGUUUAACUCUGAAGUCUUGUCUACUGAAUUGUGCAAUGGAAGAGAAGACAUUAUCAAAUGUUUUUAAUGUUCACAGUAAAUGGAAAUAUUAAUUGUUAUUCUCUUACGUGCAUGGGGGGGGGGGGGGGGGGGGAGGGGGGGCUGGGCUGAUGCUCUUUUUCCAUAUGUCUUAACUGUGGAACAUUCACGCUAGUGUGAACAACUUCAAAUUUUGCAGCCGUUAAGACACUGACUACCACUGGAAUUUCUGCUUUCUGAAGUCAAUAAUAAGUUCUUUGUCUCUCUUCCCUUAGACGUGAGGAAAUCAUAAUUGGGCCUGUAAUAAAGGAGCAGAUAAAUGUUAUAUAUGAGAUUUUACAGGUUGAAUCUUUUAUUGUUGAAUUGUGAAACAAAUCUCUUUAAUUUGAUGAGAUCCUUAUGAAGUCUUUUCGUGUGUAAUGGUGUAGUGAGUUAUUCUGGGGGGAACAAUAUCCCUUUUGACUCCCUAAGUAGUUUUGAAAUUCUUGUCAGAUGGUGUAUGAUUUAGUUUGAUGAAUGUGGUACAAAACUUCAAAAUUUUCACAAAGUAUUUCUUUUUAUUUAAGACUACUAGUUUUGAGGCCCAACUGUUUGGCUGAAUUGUAUAAUUUAAGGUCUGAGAACAAUAACUUAAAGGAAUUCUACAAUACCCCCGUAGAAUGUGGUAUCCAGACAGAACAAAAUGUGGUAUAGAUUUCACAUCAAUGUUUUUGAUUAUUUUCCAACAUUGUUUUUAAACACAUUUUUCAAUUUUGUAUGUGGACACCAUGGGACUCAAUGUUAUUUAUGUCCUGUACAUUUUACGAUGCUCUACUUGUUAGUCAAAUCUUGGUGGAAUAUUUCUGUGGCAGAAAUACUGUGGCUGCUGUCUUUAACUUACGCUCUAUUUAUUGUGUCUGUUUGCCUUGAAUGCUUUUUUGUCAAUAAUUUUAAAUAAUUUCCGUAUGACUUUUGUUGGUGUUUAUGUUUGGGUUUC